Messenger RNA from Centropristis striata (black sea bass), 1503 nucleotides. It is a transcript of the gene htr1ab, whose product is annotated as 5-hydroxytryptamine (serotonin) receptor 1A b. Gene Ontology annotation, biological process: adenylate cyclase-activating adrenergic receptor signaling pathway; regulation of behavior; regulation of hormone secretion. Lineage: Eukaryota; Metazoa; Chordata; Actinopteri; Perciformes; Serranidae. The record is from RefSeq and is a predicted model, not a curated record. Gene Ontology annotation, molecular function: G protein-coupled serotonin receptor activity. Gene Ontology annotation, cellular component: plasma membrane. Bases 1 to 1251 code for a protein of 416 amino acids. The transcript has a single exon.
AUGGAGGGCGCGAACAACACGACAGCCUGGCCUCAGUUUGACAACUUUUCCAACAAAACCCCCGAACCUGAAGACGAGGAGGUGAAGCUGAGUUAUCAGAUCCUCACGUCUUUCCUACUCGGCGCGCUCAUCCUGUGCGCAAUAUUUGGGAACGCGUGCGUGGUCGCGGCCAUCGCCUUGGAGCGAUCUCUCCAGAAUGUGGCCAACUACCUGAUCGGUUCUCUGGCCGUCACCGACCUGAUGGUGUCGGUGCUGGUGCUGCCCAUGGCGGCGCUUUACCAGGUGUUAAACCGCUGGACUCUCGGGCAGAUUCCGUGCGACAUCUUCAUCUCUCUGGAUGUGUUGUGCUGCACGUCGUCCAUCCUGCACCUGUGCGCCAUCGCUCUGGACAGGUACUGGGCCAUCACCGAGCCCAUAGAGUACAUGAAGAAGAGGACGCCGAGGAGAGCCGCGGUCCUCAUCAGCGUCACCUGGCUGGUCGGGUUCUCCAUCUCGGUGCCGCCCAUGUUGAUCAUGCGCUCCCAGCCCAGCAGCAUGGCAGAGGACCGGGCGAACCCAAAGCAGUGUCAGAUCCGGCAAGACCCCUGGUACACAAUAUACUCAACUUUUGGGGCUUUUUACAUCCCGCUCACGCUCAUGCUGGUUUUAUACGGGCGGAUAUUUAAAGCAGCCAGGUUUCGGAUCAGGAGGACAGUGCGUAAAACGGAGAAAAAGAAAGUGUCCGACUCUUGUUUGGCGCUGUCUCCCGCUUUGUUCCACAAAAAGACUCCCGGGGACGCGCAGGGCAAGAGCUGGAAACGGAGCGUGGAGCCCCGGCCGCUGCCGAGCGUCAACGGCGCAGUGAAGCACGCGGAGGACGGCGAGUCUCUGGAGAUCAUCGAAGUCCACAGCAACUCCAAAGGCAACCUGCCGUUGCCCAACACCCCGAGCUCCGUGCCGCUGUUCGAGAGCAGGCACGAGAAGGCGACGGAGGCGAAGAGGAAGAUCGCGCUGGCUCGGGAGCGCAAAACGGUGAAGACUCUGGGCAUCAUCAUGGGCACCUUCAUCCUUUGCUGGCUGCCCUUUUUCAUCGUCGCCCUGGUGAUGCCCUUCUGCCAGGACUCGUGCUACAUGCCCCCCUGGCUGGUGGAUGUGAUAAACUGGCUGGGCUACUCCAACUCUUUACUCAACCCCAUCAUCUACGCGUACUUCAACAAAGACUUUCAGAGCGCGUUCAAGAAAAUAAUCAAGUGUCAUUUCUGCAGACCGUGAUGGUGGAAGAGAGAACAGCCCGUUAAAAACCGACAGCCUAUAAAAAGCAGAACACAGAGAGUAUUCUGUCGAUCAUCAUCAUCAGUACUGAAAUCUCCCCACAGAAGUCUGUAGCCUAUGCAUAGGUAAAGCUCCAUGUUCCUCAUCCUGUUCUGUAAUGUUCAAUAAAGAAAUACUCAGAACUUUUUUUUUUCCAGAAGUCGUGAUUUUAAAAUGUAUGUGCAGAUUUUUUAAAACCUUUAAAUUAUUUGG